GACCCAGAAAAACACAAUCUUUUUGAAAUCAAAGCAACAAAAAGAAGCGGAGAGGAGAGAUUGACACAAAGAAACACACGUGAGAUUAAGAAACCUACACGCAUGAAAUUUGAAGCAGCAGAUAAUAUCAUCACAUUGAAGAGAAAGGCUUGUCUGGUGUUCGGCCUUCAAAACAACCAACAAUGCGAAGCAGCCCAAUCCCAUCACCACAGACUGGUAUAGGAACUAGAGGAAACCAACGGCACAAAGACAACACACGUGGCCGACAUGCAAAUCAAGGUGAAGACUAGAAGAAAGAAGAGAAUAUCCUUAAGCUAGUGGAGAGAGGAAUGAUGAGGUAUAGCACAGUGGAUCUUUCUUACUUUGCUUGGUCCCGCUUGAUUAAUUUAGGACUUCAAUUUAUAUUUUUAUUCAAUCAAAAGCAAGAGAAAAUGUAAAUUGCAUAUUUGUAAGUAUUUUUGUUUUGACAAAAGGGGAAGAAACCAUCUAUAUUGGAGUAAGAAAUUCAUGAAAAUGAUUUUAAUUUAAGGUUUAAGGCUUCACAAUGAAGAAAAAUAGUCUUAAACCAUGAACAAAACCAAACCCUUUGGAUCACGGUUCCGUUUAUCUACGCAGUGAAAACUAAGGUUCAAGUCAGGGAAAAAAAAAACAUUAGAAAAAAUAUAUAUGACUUUUAACUUGAAAUACAGUUGAAAACGCAGCAAACUAUAGAAAAACCAUCGAUAAGUUUUGAAAGAGUAAUAAGAAAAGCACUCUUUUGGUAGUUAUAAGCAUUAGCCUCUUGCAUUUGCAUGCUUUCUGUGAAAUCAAUCAUGGAAGACCAAUUUCUAGCAUGUUAAUUAAUAAAGAGAAGAGGAGGGAGAGAGAGAGAGAGAGAGAGAGAGAGAGAGAGAGAGAAGGUGAUUGGUGCCUGCUGCCUGCUACCUCAUCUCGCUUCCUUUUUUUUCUUUUUCUAAAUGUUCUAUCAUAAUAUGCUUUUGAUACAUUACCAUGUUGACUAAUCCCAACCAACCACUCCCUCUCUCUACCCUCCACUAGUCUUGGUGAGGUGAGACACAGAGAGGAAGGAAAGAGACUCAUUUUCUCUUCUUUUAGUUGUUGUGAGCGUGUGUUGUCUUGCUAGUUGAGUUAACAGAAACCCACACUACCAUAACCUCUUCCUCUCCCUUCAACCAGUAGGAUUACAUGCAUGGAACCUUUUAGUCAUUUCUUGAACAUCACAUAUGUGCUUCUCAUGUUCAUGUACUCUGAUGGGCACAUGCUUGUUCCUGAUUCUUAAGUUCCCACAGUGCUAUAUCCUUGCUGCCUUUAUUAUAUCAGUCCAAGUUCGAAGAAUAAAAUUUGCAGCUUUUUCAUCACUUGUAAUUAAUGGUUCUGCUGCUGCUUGCUUGAAAUCAAACCACUGCUGGUAUGUACACUCUUCUUGAUAUGUACUUGCACAUGCUUCCUUCUUCAUUAUGUGAACAACUAUGUUUGGUCCAGUCUUAUUGAUGAUGAUGAUGAUGUACAGUUGUAGAUAAUUAAGUUGGUAAAAUGGGAAAAAUUAGGGUGACUUGAUUGACAGAAACCUGCUCGAGUCAAUAUUAUUGUCCCCCACUCAAUAGCCAAAACACAAAAGCUCAAGGCGCUUUUUUGUUCUGUUAUAAGCAGAUAUGAGAGAUUCUGCCAUGCUUUGGCUAGCUAGAGGAUAAAAAAAUUAUGGAAAAAAGAAACUUUACUGUAUGUUUUUAUUAAAUAAUUCCAAUAGAGUAUGGACAAGGAGAAAAUUAUAAAAACAUUCUGGGACCUUGUAGACAAGUUCCUUUAUCAAUUUCGUUAACAUAAGUGGUUAAGUGCGCAGUAUCACAUUGGAUGACAAUUAAUGAUUCUGUAUUGGCAUAGGCACGGCUCACCUUUUUUUUUUUUUUUGAUAUUAUAUGGUGUUUAGAAGAAAGUUCUUUUAGGGCUUUAGCUUCAAGUACCUGGUGUUGUGCUACAUUACCACUGUGUUUCUCUUUUACCUCCAUAUCUGUUGCCUGACAGACCACUAGGUUAGAUUUCAACCAAUUUUAAAGGCACCUGGACCAACAUCUCAUUCUAUCUGGACCACCAAUACCUAAAGGUACAGUUUUCUCUUCCUAGAUGAGGGAUAGGGAGAACAUUUUUUUAUUUUCAAGUAUGAUAUUGAACCAAAUUCAAGCCAACCUGUGAUAUCAUUACCAUGGAGGAAAUCAGAAAAAUUGGUUCACCUUCCAUCUGUCUAGCAUUAGUUUGGAAGGAUAUUCGGGCUGCUGUACAAUAGGAAAGAUCAUCGAAAGCAUAUCAGCUUAGAUUCUGCACUAGUCAUCCUGCUUAGAGAAAGUUAAAUCAAAAUCUCCAAGUCAUAAUGAUGGAAGUUUGUGUCCUUUUCUUCUUAGAUGUCAUCCAUGUUUUUUAUAAGAUAUGGUUUAAAGAGAUUUGAUUGCAUGCAGUAUCUGUCUAUCUUUCUGACUUCAUGCCACCAAAUAUAUAUGGCAGCAUUUACUUCAUAUUUAUGGCUUCAGGUACCAAUUAAGCUAGGUAACACUGGUUAUGUUGUUGCCACCAAUCUAUAUUCCCUGAGCUGUAGAGUUCAGUCCACAAUACCAUCCUCUUCUUGGUUUGUUGUGGUAUGCCCUAGAGCCAUUGAGUGGUCACCUGCUGCAAGAGUAGGGUCGGUGUAGGAUUUAAUGUUCUAUGUUAUUGCCCUUGACCAAAAAAGAUUAACCGUAAAGAAACUAAGACCAAGAAACCGUUACAUUCAAUUCCAAGGUGUCGACAGAUUCACAAAUCUACUUCCCAUUCAAUUUGGUUAAAUUGGAAGAUCUAUAUGUUACCCUUUCAAGCCGAAAAUUUACCUGUUUUUAAGAAAGAAUAAACUUUUGUUGCCUAUGAAAUGGCCCCUUUCAAAGAGUAAAUAACCAAGACACCAAUACUUUUAGAUCUGUCCAUAGAUGGCUGAAGUGGCUAGACAUACAGCUCCAUCAUGUACAUAUGGACUGUAUGCUUUGAUUUGAUUGCAAACCAUAAGGGGCCAAGAAUCACUUUAGUUUUCCAUUUCCUAAAUAAGCUUGAGGACAUACUUCGGCCAUCUAAUUGGGAGCCAUCAAGCAUCAACACAGUUAUGGUAGGUAUUUGCUCAUCCUUUCUUAUUCCAAGCAUGGAUUAUGAGUUGGAUUUUGUCAGCCAAAAUUAUCAAGCAUCUCCUUUUGACAAGGAAUAUUUGAGACUUUAGUGUUUCGUCACCAAUUCUCAGGAUCUUCCAUUUGUAACAUGACUACAAUACUGAACUUUGUAAAGUUUACUUGACGGGGGUGUCAUCGGACCAUCUUUCAUGCAUCGAGACUACUUACACAACAUCUGUUACUAUAAAAUAGAAAUUACCUAUAUAUAUACAUAUAUAUAUAUAUGUAUAUUGUCAUUUUAUUAUACUACAUAUAGAAAGGUUGUGGACUGUUGUGGUUGGUGAGGUAAUUGCCGAGGCACAGCCAUACAUUUACUGCUUAAAGGGGUUUUGGAUUCUGCCAAAUCCGACACCACCGGAAUAUCAGGUAAAACUCCAAAACUUCUGUUGUUAGACUUAGAGGGCUUGUCUAGUAGAGUUUUAUACAGGAAACAUUGAAGAUGGUUGGGCCCUUGUUGGAUUAAAAAGGCUAGGCGAGUUUCUUCUCCUUUUCUUCCCCAUCUUUCUGAUAAUUUUGGCCAUAUCUGUGAAGCCACUACAUGGUGAUGAAUUUUUUCUUCAAAAUUAAAUGCUGCCUCAUGUGUUGAUGAAGUUGUUAGAUUACUGCCCUUUUGCCUUGGCAAUCAUUGUGAGUGAGAUCUCAAAAGGGCAUGCUCCAUUGUUCUGAAGUUAGAAUCUCUCACUAUCUUUUGAUCAAACGAAAAGAAAAUCGCAAAAAUGAAGUUUAUGAAACUUGGGACACGGCCAGAUACCUUCUUUACAGAAGAGGCAACCAGGUCUGUGAUAUCAGAUAUAACUAGUGACCUUGUUAUACGAAUCAAUAACAUCAAUUUUCUUCUUCAUCAGCUGCAGUUUUCACUUCUACCGAAGUGUGGCCUCUUACAGAGGCUAUGUACAGAUUCUGAAGAUUCAAAUACUGUUACAAUAGAGCUGCAUGAUAUCCCUGGAGGGGAAGAUGCUUUUGAGCUGUGUGCUAAAUAUUGUUAUGGAAUAACAAUCAACCUCAGUGCUCAUAACUUUGUAUCUGCAUUUUGUGCUGCAAAGUUCCUUCGAAUGACAGAAGCUGUCGAGAAGGGAAAUUUUGUCCUUAAACUUGAGUCCUUCUUUAAUUCCUGCAUUCUAGAAGGUUGGAAGGACUCCAUUGUCACGCUACAGACAACAGUCAAGUUGACAGAGUGGUCAGAGAACCUCGGAAUCGUCAGAAGAUGCAUUGAUUCAAUUGUUGAAAAAAUCCUCACACCCCCUGCAAAGGUAACAUGGUCCUACACUUAUACUAGAAAAGGGUUCAACAAGCAGCAGCAAUCUGUUCCCAAGGAUUGGUGGACGGAGGACAUAUCCGAUCUUGACAUAGACCUUUUCCGAUGCAUAAUUAUAGCUAUUAAAUCAACAUAUAUGCUCCCACCACAGCUCAUUGGUGAAGCUUUACAUGUUUAUGCCUGUCGUUGGCUACCGGAUGCUACAAAGAUUACACCUCCAGAGAGCUCAGUGUCUCAGACUGACGAUGUUGCAGAAAAUCAUCGAAAAAUUAUUGAAAUCAUUGUGACUAUGAUUCCAGCAGAUAAAGGGUCAGUUUCAGUUGGCUUCUUGCUAAGACUUCUUAGCAUUGCAAGUCACCUAGGUGCAUCUGCAAUGAUAAAGACAGAACUUAUAAGGAGAUCUAGCCUGCAAUUAGAGGAGGCAACAGUUAGCGACCUGCUAUUUCCUACACAUUCAUCCUCCAAUCAACAUUAUUAUGAUAUUGACUUGGUUGCAGCAGUGCUGGACAGUUUCUUGCUGCUAUGGAGAAGAACAUCACCUGCACCUAUCGAAAAUUCCCAGUCUAUGAGAUCAAUUAGAAAGAUUGGAAAGCUUAUUGACACUUACCUUCAAGUGGUUGCUAGAGACAUCAACUUACCAGUAUCAAAAGUUUUAGCUGUUGCUGAAGCUUUGCCAGAUAUUGCUAGGAAAGAUCAUGAUGACCUGUACAAGGGAAUCAACAUUUAUCUCAAGGAGCAUCCUGAACUGAGCAAGGCAGAUAAGAAGCGUCUAUGCAGGCCUCUAGACUGCCAAAAACUCUCGCCAGAAGUCCGUACCCAUGCUGUAAAGAAUGAGCGCCUGCCAUUGAGAACAGUCGUGCAAGUCCUAUUCUUUGAACAAGACAAAGGCUCGAGGGCAAAUGAUCAAAGAAUGUCAGCACAGGAGCAACUACUCUCCAGAGGGAAACAGAUACCGUUAGUGAGGGACGAGCUAAGUAAGCUACAAUUAGAACAGCAUGAACAAACCACCCCACUGGAGGGAAUAGGGAAAACACCAGCACCAUCCGAAAGCAGCUCAAGAAAUCAUCAAAAAAUGAAGAGAACAGAUAAAAAGAUAGCGUUGGAGUCAGAGAAAAAGGUGGUGAGGGAAGAAAUAGAGGAAGUAGAAACUAAAGAUGGAGGAAGCUCAGGAAGCAAGAUUAAUGCCAAAAAGAUGAUGAAAAACAGAAGUGGAUCAGACCAUAGCCGUGAUAAAAGUAGAGACAGGUAGAUAAAUUUAGACCAUCCCGAUCAAUUUUCUCUUUUCUUGUUGGAAUCAUGUUCUUUCUAUAUAAAAAAGAAAAAAAGAAUGGGUUAAGUUUAGCUUAUCCAUCUGUGUUAGUAAUCUUUUAUACAGAGUUGAAAGCUCUAUGCAGAUUGCAUUUUUGUUUGUUUUUGAUUUGAUACAUCAACUAUAUGCCAUAUUUGUACUGGUUAAUUUGCAAUGUCAAAUUACUACUGAUUAAUCAAACAGUUCGUAUGAUC
Molecule: messenger RNA, 5940 nt
Organism: Populus euphratica (Euphrates poplar)
Lineage: Eukaryota; Viridiplantae; Streptophyta; Magnoliopsida; Malpighiales; Salicaceae
Product: BTB/POZ domain-containing protein At5g47800
Exons: 8
Coding region: 3899-5686 (595 amino acids)
Source: RefSeq, a predicted model, not a curated record